This is a messenger RNA of Stegodyphus dumicola, 1658 nucleotides long. RefSeq lists its product as uncharacterized. The record is from RefSeq and is a predicted model, not a curated record. Gene Ontology annotation, molecular function: ubiquitin protein ligase activity. NCBI's taxonomy places the organism in Eukaryota, Metazoa, Arthropoda, Arachnida, Araneae, Eresidae. Gene Ontology annotation, cellular component: nucleus. Gene Ontology annotation, biological process: ubiquitin-dependent protein catabolic process.
UAAGAGUACAAAACAUGUUAUUUGUAAAUUUCUCUGGAGAGUGAAGUAGUGCACGGGUUUCGAGUAUUUGUGAGGGACAGUGGAGUUGUCAUCAAUUUCUUUUCGCAGAAAAUUAGCAAGAAGAUUAUAUUUGGAUACAGUAGCCCCUUUGCGUACGAAUUUGUCAUUUUUAUAACGAUGCCUUCAGAUGCAAAUACUGUACCUGAUGUUGUUGGAUGUAGUUCUGGUCAAAAUGACGUUCUUUAUGCAUUUGAAGAUAAACCAAGAGAAGUUAGAAUAAAUUCAAAAGGUGAGUCACUUUCAUCUUCUAGUAUUGGAUUCUCCAUAGGAAGAUCCACAUAUAUACAGGUUUAUCCUCCCCUAGCACUUACUGAACAUUUUCUUUGUGAAUCAUCAACCAAUAACGGAAAUUCUGACACUCAAAUGUCUUCUGAUACAGAUACUUUAUCUGAUGUUUCAUCUCCUGAGUCUGAUAUCGGUGAACCACUUGAGAAAGAACAUAUUGUACUCUCAGACUGUUACAGAUCUGAUCAAGACAAUGAAUCUGAGAGGUUUCAUUUUGAAGUAUCUGUUAAACAAAGUUCCAGUCAAAAUGAUCUACUUGAUCCAUUCGAUGAUGAAACAAGAGAAAUUACGAUGCCUUCAUUUACAAAUGUUUUAUCUGAUGUUUCAUCUACUGAGUCUGACGUAGAUGAAGUUUUCGAUUGUUCUGAAGCUCAGAGUCUCCUAUGUGGCUUGCCUGCUCAAUGCAGUUCCAAUCCAGACAGCCUACUUUAUGCAUCUGAUGAUGAACCUGGAGAAGCUAUGGUAAAUUCAGAAGAUGACACAUUUUCACCUUCUAGUAUUGGAUUCACUAUAGGAAAAUCCACAUAUAUACAGAUUUAUCCUCCUCUAGCUCCCACUGAACAUUUUCUUCAUGAACCAUCAACCAGUAAUGGAGAGUUCAGAAUUGAAUUAGAUUCUGCCAGUGAUGGAAGUCAAACAGAUGAAGAGUUUCCGACGAUGAACAGAGAUUUUUUAACAUCUUAUUGUGAUGACCUGUCUGAAGAUGAAUUUCAGCUCUCUCCUCUACCCUAUCCUGGAGAGCAUUUUCCUAGUACAAGUAGAUCAAAUAUGAUUAUCUUCCCGGGCUUUCCAGAUUUAAAUAAUGCUGCUGCUAAUGAUGUAGAUGAAAAUAUGUUUGCAGACUAUCUGAAUAGUCGUGUCGAUAAACAAACUGCUCGAAAAAGGAUAAAAUCUUUACGAACCAUAGCUGUAUCAAAAAGUCAUAUUCGUAAGGGAAUCCAGUGUACUGUAUGUUUAGAAGAUUUCCAUCUUAGGCAAAAAGUGAAAUCCUUACCAUGCAAACAUUUUUAUCAUAAACGUUGUAUUACACCAUGGUUGGCAACAAAUAAUACUUGUCCCAGCUGCCGGAAAUUUGUAGAAAUACUUCCCAAGAGGCAACUGGUGAGAAGUUUUUGAAAUAGUUAAUGUUAAAAUAUAUAAUUAUUGAAGAUCAGUUGUAUAUCACUCUUGAAGCUAUGGCAAGAGUCAGGAUUUUGGCAAUAAUGCAAAACUAUUUUUUUCAUAUGAUGAAAUGUAUUAAAGAAUGAAAAACAAAUUGCAUACAGUAAAUUUGUCAACAUAUUGAAUUAAUAAAAAAUGAGUAAAUAAAUGUA